Messenger RNA from Sesamum indicum (sesame), 1116 nucleotides. Lineage: Eukaryota; Viridiplantae; Streptophyta; Magnoliopsida; Lamiales; Pedaliaceae. The record is from RefSeq and is a predicted model, not a curated record.
AUGGCACGUGAGAUGGUUUAUGGCACAUGGGAGAGCUCCGUUCAAAAGCUACCCAAAUACUUGGGAGCUCUCCAAAAAUAUAAUCCAGGAACGAUUGUUGAAUGGCAACAUAAAGCCCGCGACACAUCAACCGGUGCAUAUGUGAUAGGGUACGUAUUCUGGGCGUUCAAGCCGUGCAUUGAAGGGUUCCAACACUGUCGCAACCUUAUCAGUGUAGAUGGGACCCAUCUAUACACAAAGUACAAGCACAAGAUGUUGAUUGCUGCUGCCAUGGAUGGAAAUCAACAGGUACUUCCUCUUGCUUUUGCUGUUGUCGAUGAAGAAUCACUUUUAUCUUGGAAGUGGUUUCUUAGACAAUUGAGCAGACACAUUAUACGGGGUAUCUGCCUUAUUUCUGACCGCCAUGCUGGUAUCACAAGAGCUGUACGUAAAUGUCCGGAUUUUGUGCCACCUAACGGCGUGCACCGAUAUUGCUUGCGGCACGUGUGUUCCAAUUUCAACAGUAAAUACAAAAAUAUUGUGUUGAAAGAUCUUUGUUGGAGAGCUGGCUCUGAAUAUCAGAUCAGAAAAUUCAAUCGCACUAUGGAGGAGAUAAAGAAACAGUCCCUCGAGGCGUUUCAGUGGUUAGAUAGGAUCGACAAGGAAAAAUGGACAGCAUCACAUGACGGUGGAUGGCGAUGCGGAAUUCUGACGACAAAUAUGUCGGAAUGCAUAAAUGGAGUAUUGAAAGGGGCUCGCCGCCUACCGUUGACAGCAAUUGCUGAGAUGACGUUUCAGCGAAGUGUCCAUUAUUUCCGUGAGAGUCACGCUCAAAAGGUAUGCGCUGCAUUCAUGAUUAAUGCUGCAUCAAUGGUGAAGGAUUAUUACGAUAUAAUGACUUAUAAGAAUACAUAUUCUAAGUCAUUUGAACCUGUACAUUCCGAAGAUUAUUGGGAUGUACCGGGAUUUGAGUUGGUCCACGAUCCUACUAUUCGCAUCUCUUCGCGCCCUGGGCGAAAUCAACCAACACGUAUUCACAACGAGAUGGAUUGGGCGCAAAGGCGUGCACGACAACAAGCACAACAAAGAAAUUCUUCAACACAAUCGGAUGUGCCAGUACCGGGUAGCCAGGAUUAA